GCCGUCAACUGCCAGCUGUCCCUUGCCCCAUCAACGAUGAUGCUUCCCAUCAGUCCCCUAAGACAGGCGGGCUACUUACUGAAUUACUGUACCGGUCACCUGGCAACCGGCGCUCGGACCUCCUCCCCCAUGCCCCAUCAAAAAGUUUUUCUCUCUGUUCGCUUUCUUUCUUCACUUUUUCACCUCAUCGUCAACAAUGUCUUCCCCUCCUCCCAACGAGCAACGUUGUGCCGUCCAACUUGAUCCCUACAAUGACCUGUCCACUCCCACCAUCACUGACUCAACGCCCACCUCCUCCCUCUCCUCUUCUUACGACCCAUCACGACCAUCACUCCCUGUCCAGCUCAUUCUCGACCUCGCUCAAUGUCUCGCCGCUGACAAAGAUACCAAGACUCUGCUAGCGCUGCAAAGAGUAUCGAAAGAGGGAUACAAAGUUUCCACUCCUCUCAUCUAUCGACAUGUCGUGCUUGAUACGCCUGAACGACUCUUUCGCAUGUUCCAACCUCUCAUCGACCUCGCUCCGACCUUAAUACAGAUGUUGGCCGAUCCAAAACCGCCUUUCAGAAUCGACGUACACGCAGAUAUGGACGCGGAGAUGUCGAUAGAGCUCGAAGAUCUCUAUCAAUCUCUUACUUCAUCAAUCUCAUCAAUCUCAGAGCUUGAGAUCCCCGCCAACGCCUUUCCUUUCUUGCCGCUCAAUAUCACAUCCGAAGAGCUCCUGUACCCAUUUGACUGGAUUCACAAUCGCAGAAGACGCAUCGUGCGAGCUCUGUCACUUGUCAAGUACAUUCAACUGGAUUUCUCUUUCUUACCAAGGACAGAAGAAGUACAACACAAGCUAGCGGUCGUCAUGAGCUUCUUGACAGGUUGUCCCUUUCCCACCCUCGAGCGAAUCGAAGUAUCGCAGACAUGUCUCCACGGCAUUAGUCCCGUCAAAAUCGGCGAGAAAAACGGUUAUUACUGCCGGACGUUGAGUCACAUUUUCAGCUGCAUCAAGCCGAAACACGUUUGUAUUGCUCAAGCUUCCGGAUGUGAGGGAUAUGACUGUUGGCCUGAGAUGGUGUAUUUUCAAGAUGAUGGCGACGACUACGAGUCCGACGGCCGUCUCGAGGCCCUGGUCGGCUUGGUAACUUCUACGGAAACGCCAAUCGAAAGCCUCACCAUCCAUUCCCAUGAAAUAACACAAAGUCUUACUUUUGCCCUAAGUUUGGCCCUAAGACGCGUGAUCCAAGUGCGACUGGUUAUGCUCAUAGAGGAGGGCUACUUCCCCGUUGAGGGCCUGAGGGCUCUCGCCGUUGCUGCAUUGAUGGUUCCCGAGGGACACAUAUUAGAAAUAUGUGACCAUAGGAUAUGGUGUAGUCAUUCAGAGAAGGAAAAGCAAGCUGCCUUGGAGAGAUUGGAGGAAGGUAUGGUUCGGACGGCGAGGGCUGAUGGGGUUUCUGAGGGUAUGGAGAAGAAGGAUGGAAAAUGGCACUUUGCCCGAGUCAAGUUUCUUCCUCCACAGAAGGCAGGUGAAUGCCCGACAUGUUCGAACACGAGGUGGUAA
Molecule: messenger RNA, 1546 nt
Organism: Tremella mesenterica DSM 1558
Lineage: Eukaryota; Fungi; Basidiomycota; Tremellomycetes; Tremellales; Tremellaceae
Exons: 2
Coding region: 197-1546 (449 amino acids)
Source: RefSeq, a predicted model, not a curated record